Acipenser ruthenus (sterlet) is the source of this 1943-nucleotide messenger RNA. RefSeq names its product dnaJ homolog subfamily C member 7-like. The record is from RefSeq and is a predicted model, not a curated record. The transcript has 14 exons. Gene Ontology annotation, molecular function: protein binding. Lineage: Eukaryota; Metazoa; Chordata; Actinopteri; Acipenseriformes; Acipenseridae. The coding region runs from base 207 to 1691 and encodes 494 amino acids.
GCUCCAGACCACUUGAGGCGUGUUGUAACAAUUUGGGGGAUAAGCACUUUUUUUUUUUUUUCUCCACCCAGCUAAACCAGCCUCUGUAAUUCGCCCAGUUCCGAAGAGACCUCGACACAAAUUGCCGCAGAGGCUCCGCUCACUCGCCGGGUCCUGCUGUCUAUGGUCCUCCGGAAGUGUCUGCCUUCUCUCCCCCUGGCGGUAAAAUGGCGGCUGAAGAUUGCGAUAUGCCGAUGGCUCCCGAGUCGGAGAUGAGCGAAGAGGAGAUUGAAAGGGAAGCCGAGGGCUUUAAAGAACAAGGAAAUGCUUUUUACAUCAAGAAGGAUUAUUCUGAAGCAUUCAACUUCUACACAAAAGCCAUCGAUGCAUGCCCCAAAAAUGCAAGUUAUUAUGGGAAUAGAGCCGCCACCCUGAUGAUGCUGAACCGCCACCGGGAGGCGCUAGAAGAUGCACAGCAGGCUGUCCGGAUGGACGACAUGUUUGUGAAGGGUUACCUCCGGGAAGGGAAGUGUCACCUGUCCCUCGGCAACGGCAUGGCAGCCAGCCGCUCCUUCCAGAGGGUUCUAGAACUGGAGCCGGACAACACUCAGGCACCCCCAGAGUUGAAACAUGCCAAAGCUGUUCUGGAAUACGAGAGAAUGGCAGAGAUCGACUUUGAAAAACGAGACUUUAGGAAGUGUGUGUUCUGCAUGGACCGUGCACUGGAGUACGCGCCCGCCUGCCACCGGUUCAAAAUCCUCAAAGCAGAGUGCUUAGCCCUGCUUGGGCGCUACCCUGAAGCACAGUCGGUCGCCAGUGAUAUUUUGCGCAUGGACUCUACGAAUGGGGAUGCUCUGUAUGUACGGGGGCUGUGUCUGUACUACGAGGACUGUAUUGAGAAAGCAGUGCAGUUUUUCGUCCAGGCUCUUCGCAUGGCGCCAGAUCAUGAAAAAGCCCGGCUGGCCUGCAGAAAUGCCAAAGCCUUGAAAGCCAAGAAGGAAGAAGGGAACAAUGCCUUCAAAGACGGCAAUUACGAAGCCGCGUAUGAUCUGUACUCGGAGGCACUGACAAUAGACCCCAACAACAUUAAAACAAACGCCAAACUCUACUGUAACAGGGGGACCGUGGGUUCGAAGCUAAAAAAAUUAGAACAAGCAAUAGAAGACUGUACAAAUGCGAUAAAACUGGAUGAAACUUACAUCAAAGCAUAUUUGAGGCGAGCGCAGUGUUUUCUAGACACGGAACAAUAUGAAGAGGCUGUUCGGGAUUAUGAAAAAGUUUAUCAGACGGAGAAAACAAAAGAACACAAGCAUCUUCUAAAGACUGCACAACUGGAACUGAAGAAAAGCAAACGAAAAGAUUACUAUAAGAUCCUGGGAGUGGAUAAAAACGCUACAGAUGAUGAGAUUAAGAAAGCGUAUAGGAAACGAGCACUCAUGCACCACCCAGAUCGUCACAGUGGAGCCAGUCCGGAGAUGCAAAAAGAAGAGGAGAAAAAAUUCAAGGAGGUGGGAGAAGCUUUUACUGUGCUCUCGGAUCCCAAGAAGAAAGCCAGAUAUGACAGCGGACAGGAUCUGGAUGAAGAGGGCAUGAACAUGGGCGAUUUUGAUGCCAACAACAUCUUCAAGGCGUUUUUCGGAGGUCCUGGGGGCUACAGCUUCGAAGCUAAUCCAUCUUCCGGCCCUGGCAAUUUCUUUUUUCAGUUUGGUUAAAAACAAAGAGAGAAACAUUUUUAAAAGAUUUCUGUUGUGUUUCAAAACUUAUGUCUGGGACAUAAUUUAAUCAAGAGACUCAUCGUUCCUCCAAGUUUUAAUGUACUCUGUUUUUCAGUUGGUAUACCUCUGUAUUUGUACUUUACAUGUAUGAAGAAAGAAAAUUCAUCAGAUAUGGGAGGGAAAAAAACAACCACAUGGCCUCUUUUGUUUCGUUUUUAUGAUAUGUUUAUUAAAAUGGUUCUGAAAGUA